Molecule: messenger RNA, 1096 nt
Organism: Chaetomium fimeti
Lineage: Eukaryota; Fungi; Ascomycota; Sordariomycetes; Sordariales; Chaetomiaceae
Exons: 2
Coding region: 159-1043 (294 amino acids)
Source: RefSeq, a predicted model, not a curated record
GCACAUUAAUACUAGAAGUUCUCAAGCCCAACGAAAGUAAAACCAUAAUAAUCUUCAACAUCUCAACUUAUUCUUCCUUCAAACGCGAUAAAAAAACCCUCGACGUUUCGUCGACUCACUGGGUACAAUACUCUUCUCCAAACCACUCCUAACUAAACAUGCCGCCCGCUAGUUUCAAGGGGAUCUUCGCUCCUACCGGGAAGCGCAGUUGGGAAAAGGCAUCCGGACUCGCGAAUUUCUUGAAGGACUCGUUUUCCCUCCCGACCCUCCUUGUGCUGGCUGGUUUCGUUCAGGGUGUUCUCUCGCUCAUCCUCCCGUCCCGCUACGCCCUCCUCCCCACCGUCUUCGUGCUCCUACGCGCCGUGGUCUGCGCCAUCCGCGACGUUACCUCCCUUGAACGGUUCGUCGCCGAGCGGGGUGUUAUCAAGGGGCGCACCUCGGCCCAGCUUCCGAACGCAAGCUACGACCCCGUCCUCGCCGAAAAGGCCUCUCCGUUUGGUUCCGCCCCGGCGGAAAAAAGCAUCGUAGUGCUCCACCUGGGCGCUCGCUUCAACCACCCGCUUGGCGGGUUGGCGCCUGGCAGCAAGGAAGUUACGGAGAAGUUCAUGGCUUGCCACAAGGAGGUCCUAACGCGCGCAAAGGAGUUCGGCUGCCUCGGGGGGACGUCAUACCGGGGGGACGAGACGGCGUCCAACAACACCGUCAUGACCGUAUACUACUUCCGGGACUUGGACGGGCUGAACAGCUUCGCGCACGACCGCGUACACCGGGAGGCGUGGGACUGGUAUAAGAAGGAGUGCCUUAAGAAAGGGUACUCGCAUAUCGGCAUCUUCCACGAGGCCUUCUGCGCGCCGGCGGGCGCCUACGAGACUAUCUACGUCAACAUGCAGCCCACGCUACUGGGGGCAGGCAGCGCGGAUGUCAAAAACGAGGCAACCGGGACAGAUGACUGGGUACGGACCGUCGUCGACGCCUCGAGCUCGGUGUGGCGGAGCCAACAUUCGCGGAUGGGCAGAGGCCAAGCGCGGGAGACCGACAACUGAGUCGGGCACGGAACAGUGAACCAGGGCAACGGAAGUAAGACGCGGGCAUACAA